Molecule: messenger RNA, 617 nt
Organism: Magnolia sinica
Lineage: Eukaryota; Viridiplantae; Streptophyta; Magnoliopsida; Magnoliales; Magnoliaceae
Exons: 3
Coding region: 12-581 (189 amino acids)
Source: RefSeq, a predicted model, not a curated record
AACAAAUUCAUAUGGUCACAGAAAAAUUGUCACAGUUUUAUGAGUUUGACGGUCAAAGUUGGGAUGCAAGUCUUGAUUACGUUACAAAACGCAUCAAUGAAGCAUGGAGGAAUUACAAGAGAAGAUUGACUGCAAAAUAUAUUAAAAACAAGGAUCUUAUUCUGAUGAGAGAUGGUCCUGCCCCCCCAGGUAUCCCUAUGGAGGAUUGGAGGGUCUUUGUGGAUCAAAGUACCACCGAGGAAUUCAAGAGGGCAAGCGCAAGGAAUAAAGUCAAUCGGGCCAAGCUAAAAGGACCUGCGUGUCUUGGGAGGCACAGCAUGGCUGUUACUCGCCAUAAGAUGGCGAUGGAGAAGAAUCUUACCUCUGAUGCCGAGAUAAGUAGAUGUGAAGUUUUCUUAAGAGCCCAUACAAGAAAGGACAAAGUGGUCCAGUAUCCUGACAUUGCUGAAAAACUAGAUGAGUUCUAUAGUAGCAAUCCUGCUUCUAGGAUGACCGGCAUGGAUGAUGCCCUUACAGAGGUACUAAUAAAAUUUAAAAAUUACUUAAGUUUUAUGGUAAUUAUGAAUAUCUUAAUAACUUGAUUUACAAUGUUUUACAGUUGGUUGGUUCUGACAAUA